AUGGCUGCAAACUGCACAAAUUUCUGGUCUGUUGACGACUUUACGUCAUGUGCAAAGCAUGUGUAUCUAGAAGAAUAUCUCUAUAUCAUUCUUGUGACACUAUCGGUUGCUUUGCUGCUUUGUCAAACUGUCUCCGGUGCUAAAACUAAAGAUCGAUUUAAACUAAAUGAUAGCAAAGGGAGCACUGAAGAAGACCCUUUACUACCUGACGAUACUCCAUAUUCAGGAUAUCUCACCAUGGAGGAUAUAGAAAGUAACGAAGAAGAAGAAAGCACCAGCACUUCUUCAAUCUCAGCAGACUCUAUAGGCAUAUCCGACCAUUCAGGAUCACCUGCUACUGUUGCUUCUUCAAACAUGCCCAAACUUCUAAAGAGCCGGCAUUCCAAGCUAUCGCCUUCACAAAAACACUUUGAUGUCACUCGUAUAAGACCCGUGAAUCCGGACGGUAGUCCUCUGGGGUAUGUGCGAGUCGUUUUCAGAGAUAAAGGCGAGAAAACGAAGGUAGCGUUGGAGGAGAUUCUUUUGCUGUGUCAUGUAGGCUUGCAGAUACUUCCGUUUUACAUUGCCGGCUUCGCCCAAGAGUGGAAACACUACCAAGCUUCACUUUACAUCAACUUGACCUACUGGGUUUUCCUUUUGCUUGUGUGUACAAUCAGGUUGACCCAUGUUUCUACCGGCUUGAGCUACAAGCUUCCUGACCUUUGGUGGUAUACAUUCACUUUGUAUCUGUUAAACUGGCUUCCAUCUGUGUUUUUGUUCAGAUCCGCGUUGUUGAACCAUGUUGAAACCUCUCAGGCUAAACUUUUCUACAUUGUACAGUUCAUUUUGGACAGCUCCUUGGCUGUGCUUUCUGGAUCUUGUCGCUUUAGUGAUAGGCCUGCUAUUUUAUUGGAGCAGGAUGGCAUUAAACCCUCUCCUGAGAUGCUGACUCCUUUUUUCAGUUCCAUUUCAUAUGCUUGGAUCGACAAAAUGAUUUUUCAAGCUCGUAAGAAGUCAAUCAAUAUGCUAGACAUAUGGGGACUACGAUUUGAUGAUUAUGCAUACCCUGUGUUGAUGAAGUACCACAAAUCCAAGUACUUUUCCAGGUUCACUUAUAAUCUCUUCUACCAAUUUAAAUUUUAUCUUUUUCUUCAAGCCUGCCUCACUACGGUUGAAGGACUGACCGUGUUCAUUCCCUCCAUUCUUUUGAAGCAGAUCUUAGAGUAUAUCGAUUCUCCGGAUACCGGCUCUUCAAGUCUUGCUUGGCUUUUUGUUACCAUAAUGUUUUGUUCAAGUGGAAUCACAUCUAUCUUCAGCGGUAGGGGUUUAUUCUUGGGAAGGAGAGUUUGUACUAGAAUGAAGGCCAUUAUUAUUGGAGAAAUCUAUGCAAAGGCAUUAAGAAGACGUAUGACUGCUGAUGGUGAAGAAGAUACGAAGGGAAAAGAAGACGAGAAGCUUGUUGUUAUCGACCCACUAGCGGAUAUAUCAGACGAAAAUUCCCCCAAGCCUUCCAAAGAGAAAGAUCCAGCCUUUAUCAAAUCGAAGGAUUUGGGUUUCAUUAUUAAUCUUAUGGCUGUCGAUGCAUUCAAAGUGUCAGAAAUAUGCGGUUACUUGCAUUAUUUUGUCAACUCUGUUGUGAUGACUAUUUUUGCGAUCUACUUGUUGUACAAAUUGCUAGGAUGGCCUGCAUUAGCAGGUUCAUUUACAAUUCUUUUGCUUCUGCCACUCAACUACAAGUUGAGUAUGCUCAUUGGAAGUUACCAAAAGGCAAUGUUGAAGAUCACAGACAAAAGAAUUCAAAAACUAAAUGAGACAUUCCAAAGUAUCAGGAUUAUCAAGUUUUUCUCCUGGGAGAAUAAAUUUGAGGACGAUAUCAUGGAUAUACGUAGAGCCGAGCUUGCCUGCUUGAAGAAGCGGUGCAUCGCAAGUGUGAUUGCAUCCUUUGUCUGGAUGGUUACCCCUACCAUUGUCUGCUUGGUCGCUUUCUAUUGUUAUUCUGUGGUUUUGGGUAAACCGUUGACUACACCAAUUGCAUUCACUGCGUUGUCCUUGUUUAACUUGUUGCGUACACCAUUGGAUCAGUUUGCCGAUAUGUUAUCCGAUGUGGUGCAAUCGAAAGUUUCCUUGGAUAGAAUUGAAAGUUUUUUGAACGAGCCAGAAUGUUCGAAGUAUGAACAAUUAAGUUUGAAGAGAAGUCCCAAUUCACCUCUCGUUGGAUUUGAGAAUGCUACUUUCUCCUGGUCUCAGCACUCCAAGAACAACUUUAGAUUGAGAGACAUUAAUGUGAGCUUCAAGGUGGGAAAGUUGAAUGUCAUUAUUGGCCAUACAGGCUCUGGAAAGAGUUCUCUGCUUUUGGCCUUGCUAGGUGAGAUGGAAUUGGAUUCUGGAAAGGUUUUUUUGCCAGGAGGAAUUCCACGUGACGAACUGGUUGCAAAUCCGGUGACUGGUCUUACCGAGUCCGUUGCAUAUUGCGCUCAAACUCCUUGGCUACUUAACGGCACCAUCAAAGAUAACAUUCUAUUUGCAUCUGCUUAUGAUAGAGAAAGGUAUCAUGGUGUCAUUGAGGCUUGUGGCUUGAAACGUGAUCUCGACAUUUUGAACGGUGGCGAUGCUACGGAGGUUGGUGAGAAAGGAGUAACGCUUUCUGGAGGUCAGAAACAGCGUGUUUCUUUGGCUAGAGCAUUGUACUCGACUGCCUCAUACGUGUUGUUGGAUGAUUGCCUUUCAGCUGUGGAUUCACACACUGCAGUGCACAUCUAUGAAGAAUGCAUAACUGGCUGCUUGAUGAAAAACAGAACAUGUAUUUUAGUGUCACACAACAUCUCUUUGACUGUCAGACAAGCUGCCUGGGUUGUGAUUAUGGAGAAUGGUAGGAUUAAGAUACAAGGUGACGUUGAUCAAUUGAUGGAUGAAAACGAGUUUGAUGAUGAGACUGUUAGCAGUGUUCUGGCAUCUCGUUCAAACUCCUCAGCUAACCUUACGAAGCUCGAUCUGUUUGAUAGUAAAGUUAGCAAUACCGUGCAUCCGCAGCUGCUCAGCACCUCUGUGGCUGCACUCGUGUCCAAUGGUAAAACCGAAGGCAUUGUUAGUCGGAGCAACAACGACGAAGAUGAAAUGGGCGAUGUUGCAGCUGGCAAGUUGAUUAAAGAUGAGACUAAAUCGGAGGGCGCUGUUACUCUGUCCGUUUACAAAGCAUACUUCCGAUUUUUUGGUACUAAGAAGACUUGGGCAUUACUUGCCUUUGCAUUUAUUGGCUCACAAUUCAUCUAUGUUGCACAGUCGUGGUGGUUGAGGGUCUGGUCCAUGGCUGAAAACGAGAAGAUGAAACCCGUUCUAGCCAGUGUUCUUGAGACCAAUCUUCGUGGAACCAUGGACUCUGCUCUCAGAGUGUUACAAUCCAUUAGCUGGAAUGAACCUAUCUUAAGUUUAUCAUUUGCUGCCAGCGUAUAUGAGAAAGAUCGUAUUCACUCCACCAUGUAUUAUAUUUUCAUCUACACAUUGAUCGGUGUUCUGUACUCACUUCUUGGCUCUCUGAGAAUCAUUAUUACCUUUUUCUGCAACUUGCGUGUUUCAAGAGAGAUAUUCCAACUCCUUUUGGAUCGUGUUUUGAGGGCCAAACUUCGUUUUUUUGACUCCACUCCAAUCGGUAGAAUGAUGAACAGGUUUUCAAGGGAUAUUGAAGGUGUGGACCAGGAACUUGCAUCGUACGCAGAGUCUGCUGUUGUUACAUUUAUUGCCUGUAUUGCGACGGUAAUCGUUAUUACCUUAAUCACUCCCGUGUUCAUUCUAUUUGCCAUCAUCAUUAUGCUUCUGUAUGUGCAAAUUGGCAUUAUGUACCUAGACUUAUCUAGAGACUUGAAGCGGUAUGAGUCGAUUACCAGAUCACCUAUUCAUCAACAUUUCGCGGAAACUUUGGUCGGUGUUACUACCAUUAGAGCUUACUGUGAUGAGGGCCGAUUCCUCAUUCAAAACAUGCAGAAAAUUGACGACAACAACAAACCUUUCUUUUAUGUGUGGCUUAAUAAUAGAUGGUUGGCUUUCAGAGCAGAUUUCAUUGGAUCCUUGGUUACUUUCCUGUCAGCUGCAUUAGCUGUUAUUGCUGCCAGAAAUAUUGAUUCCGGUAUGGCUGGUAUCUCUUUGUCAUUUGCCAUUUCCUUCAACAAUAGUGCUUUAUGGUUGCUUCGUACCUAUGCUAUUGUAGAAAUCAAUAUGAACUCUGUUGAACGUAUUCAGGAGUAUAUUGAUCAAACAGAACAGGAGCCUCCUGCGGAGACAAAGCAGGAUCCUCCAUCCAGCUGGCCCGAGAGAGGCGAGAUUGAUGUUCAAGAUUUUUCCAUUAGGUAUGCUCCCGGGUUGCCAAGAGUUAUUGACAAGAUUUCUUUUCAUGUUAAUGCUGCGGAAAAAAUCGGUGUUGUUGGAAGAACUGGUGCCGGAAAGUCGACCAUUAUUCAAAGCUUUUUCAGGUUUGUUGAUCCCGACACUGGUUGCAUAAAGAUAGAUGGUGUGAACAUAUGCGAGAUUGGACUUUCUCCGCUAAGAAGAGGACUGACCAUCAUUCCUCAGGAUCCUACUUUGUUCACAGGAACUUUGAGAUCAAACUUGGAUAUUUAUGGCGAGUAUUCCGACUUGGCCAUGUACGAAUCACUAAAAAGAGUGAACUUAAUAUCCAACGAGGGAUAUUCUGAAUUGGUCAACGGUGAACAUCGUUUGGUUGGCCUUCCUACUGUUGGCAAACCCGGAAAUGGGUCAGACGAACAAGGGGAGAAUACCAACAAGUUUUUAGAUUUAGACAGUGAAGUUUCAGAAGGAGGUGGAAACUUAUCUCAGGGUGAAAGACAAUUGGUUUGCCUUGCCAGAUCGCUAUUAAAAGCGCCUAAGAUUCUUAUGCUCGACGAGGCUACUGCCUCUAUCGAUUAUGAAUCGGAUACCAAGCUACAAAAAACAAUUAGGGAUGAGUUUUCUACCAGUACUAUUAUUACGAUUGCCCACCGGUUGAAGACUAUCAUUGAUUAUGACCGGAUUUUGGUUUUGGAUGGUGGAAAAAUUAGGGAGUUUGAUCAUCCAUACAAACUAAUUCAAGAUAAGAAUUCUCAAUUCAGAUCAAUGUGUAUUGAUACCGGAGAGUUCGAUGAUCUUGCUAAGCUUGCGAGGUUAGCCUAUCUCAGAUCCAAACAUUGA
Molecule: messenger RNA, 5157 nt
Organism: Brettanomyces nanus
Lineage: Eukaryota; Fungi; Ascomycota; Pichiomycetes; Pichiales; Pichiaceae
Exons: 1
Coding region: 1-5157 (1718 amino acids)
Biological process (GO): transmembrane transport
Cellular component (GO): fungal-type vacuole membrane; fungal-type vacuole
Molecular function (GO): ATP binding; ATP hydrolysis activity; ABC-type peptide transporter activity
Source: RefSeq, a predicted model, not a curated record